AUGCCAGCUUUGAUAAACAUUUCCGUCCUCCCCCUUAGCGACGACAGGGCUUUGUGUGAAAUCUCGUUCCCUGCUCUCCCGACCAUGAUAAGGGCAUUGCCGGCAGACUACAUCUCCAUCACGGUCACAUGUAGUCCCGUCAGAAAGAUAAAGCUGGUGAUAAGAGGCACCACAGACUUUGAUCUUCUCGGUGCAUCCUCUAGCAAUACAUGUUCUCCUGAUAUGCACACUAUUGUAAUGAUCACACGCUACUCCACUGGCAAUGAAGGUGCCUUAAAGAUGAAAGAUGCGAUUCGCCCAGAUGCGCAGGCUGCACGGGCCAUGUAUGAGCGAGGAUACCGAACGUGGUCUAGUCUUUUGAAGCGCGCGGUGUCUGGCGACAAUCGGCUCCUCGAGGACUGCUUGUCUCAUCUUGAAGCCAGGUUUUCCAACCACCAUCCGCACUUCCCGGGAAAUCUUGAGAUUGGCAAUUCCUCAAGAAAUGCUGCCUCCGCUAAGGGGAAGUCGUCAUGGGCUGCCGCGAAUGACUUGGAUCAUUUGCCGCCUUUCGAACAUGAGGCUAUCUUUCGGGUCGCUUGGGAUAAGCCCACACCGACUAUCUUGACUUCGGAUUCACGACGCACGACAACAACCCUCCCGGAUAUCUUUGGCACGGAAAGCAGUCACAUUCCGGUACUUCUGCUGGCCUGGGCAUAUAUUCUCGCUGCACGGUGGGCGGAGCUCAUCCCGUCAUCGCAUCUCUCCCAGCAUCCAAGUCAACCAACCCACCAGCCCAACGAAAACGGGCCAAUGCCAUCACCAAGGAACAGAGACCCCAUCACAGUUCAUGUUGGCGAGGUUGACGAGGAUGCGGCUCGCUGGUGGAAUACACUUCUGUCGGGCGAGGGUUGUUGGAAAGCCACCAUGCGCAAUUCCAGGGGAGAUAUUCUUUAUUCGCCGUGGUCCACCAGACUUGUCUCAGAGCAGCCCUUCCUUAUCCCGGCAAAGAUCAAAGCGAUAGGUUCGGCUUCAAGUCAUUCUUCUCUGGCUACCUCAAACACUGCACACCGGUAUCUAUCAGAAUACUGCCGCUUUCACAGCAUUAAUGACCAGAAGCAGGCAGCCCUCGCUGCCGCCCUGCUGAUUCCAGUCGCCAAGUUCGACUAUCGACCAAUUGAACUGGCCAUGCCGAAUUUCCCCCAGUGUGCGGACCAAAGAGACAGCCAAGACGCCUUAGUCAUGAUGGAAAAUCCCCAGCUUGAUAGGCUAUUAGCGCUGAGUUGUAACCCAAGGGGUUCUAAGGCGCUCCUCACUAGCAUCUUCUUCGAGCCUGACGUGACGAGUAAUAUCUGCGGCAUGUGGCUACGAGGCUCAUUCGCACUUCUGAACUCAGUUCAGGAUCCGCAUAUUCUUCUGAAGACUCUGAUGGAGCGCGAUCCAGGCUUAGGGGGGUUAUGGGUUGGCGCGUUUAUCACUGGAGCCUACAGACAGUGCCUGCAAGAUGGCCGAGCAGCUUGGUGGAAGAUUGAUCUUAAUGCAGCGGCUUGGACUGAGACGUACAUGUCUUUUAUCCAAACGCCAGUUCCUGCUGCACCCGGGGCACGCCGAAUCUCACGUGCUGACGAAUGCCGACUAUUGUAUCUCUGUCGCGGUUUAGAUCACUACUCGAUACCACCUCUCUUCCCAUUUGCCCCGUUUGGCUCUACUGCACUGGUAGAUACGAAUCUGGACGUUCGAGAGCACGCACUAUGUGGGAGAAGCCAUUCCCUUGGAUAUACUGGGUUUACGUGGCUCUGCCAGGACGGCGAGAUGCUAGAGCAAGGCAAGCGGGAUAUGCCGUUGACGACGUUGCGCCCAAAGUGUGGUGAAGUGGUAGAUUGUGGCGAUGUUGACCAUGAUGAUUUCGACUCGGAAGACGAGAAUUCGGAAAUGGUGACUCGAAAUAUCUUCACCUGGCUGCGUGAACAGGAUGGAUUCCCUAUCGCAGAGCGCGCCAUCCGUGAGCAUGAGUGGAUUGAUAACCUGGAGGAUGACGAUGAUUCUUUCAAGGAAGGGGAAGCUCGGUCUACCGUAGGAGAAAGGCUUGGUGGGUGGCUUUUAAAAACGUCGACUCAAAGAUCAUACUCGCUAUAG
Molecule: messenger RNA, 2112 nt
Organism: Fusarium vanettenii 77-13-4
Lineage: Eukaryota; Fungi; Ascomycota; Sordariomycetes; Hypocreales; Nectriaceae
Exons: 4
Coding region: 1-2112 (703 amino acids)
Source: RefSeq, a predicted model, not a curated record